Lachancea nothofagi CBS 11611 is the source of this 434-nucleotide messenger RNA. The record is from the annotation of a GenBank genome assembly. Lineage: Eukaryota; Fungi; Ascomycota; Saccharomycetes; Saccharomycetales; Saccharomycetaceae.
AUAAUUUUUUUGUGCAGCGGACUUGUGAAUUCUUACAACUCUUUGGUAGCACUUAGAGUGCUUUUGGGAGCUUUUGAAGGUGGCUAUUUUCGAGCCAUGGUCUUGGUAGUUAGCAUGAUUUACAAGGCUGAGGAGCACACUAAAAGAACUGCUUUUUUUUUCGGUGCUGCGCUUGCUGGCGCCUUUGGUGACUUGAUUGCGACAGGAUUGGCAGCGGUUCGUAAUGCGGCAGGUCUCAACGGAUGGAAGUGGUUAUACAUUAACGAGGGACUCAUUUCUACUACAGCCGCUGUAUGGAUAUAUUUGGCCUUCCAAUCGAUGUAGAAAACCCUCAUUUCGUGGAUGAACGUGAGCGGAAUCUUUUACAAGCGCGAUCAAAGCAGCGACCUCAGUCUAUUGAAGAACAACAAGAAUCUAGCUGUACUUUUGUAUGA